UACCCAAGAAUCAGGGCAAGGGUUUGUCCUGCCCUUCUCGCCCGGCUUCCUCAGGUUACCAAUUCCAGAACCUCUUACACCCAAUAACACUCCCGAGGUGUCAGCACUCGGGCUUGCCCCGCCCUCAGUGAUCGGCUCCUCUUGGAGUUCGGUGCAUGGGCCUCCCGUACCCAAUAACUCCCCGCUACUGUCACUGCAAGGAUCCUAUCAGUUCUCAGGACCCGGCUCUUCCCGACUGUCAGUAGACGCAUCUGUUAUGCUCUCGGAGUCUUCCCGAGUGUCGGUGCAAGGGUCGCCCCCACCCUCAGUGCUCAGUACCCCCCGCAGUUCACUGCCGGGAUCUGCCCCGCUCUUGGACUCCUCUCGAGUGUCGCUGCAAGGGUCCGCCCCGCCCUCCAAGCUCAGCUCCCUCCCGGCUCCGCAGCAAGGAUCCGCCCAGCUCUCCGAGUCCACCCCGCCCUCAGUGCCCGGCUCCCCCCGGGAUUCGGUACAAGGACCUCUUACGCCCAGGAACGCCUCCCGAGGGUCGGCACAAGGGUCCACCCAGCCCUCCGUGCCCGGCUCCCCCCGGGAUUCGGUACAAGGACCUCUUACGCCCAGGAACACCUCCCGAGGGUCGGCACAAGGGUCCACCCAGCCCUCCGUGCCCGGCUCCCCCCGGGGUUCAGUACAAGGACCCCUUACGCCCAGGAACACCUCCCGAGGGUCGGCACAAGGGUCCACCCAGCCCUCCGUGCCCGGCUCUCCCCGGGAUUCGGUACAAGGACCUCUUUCACCCAGAAACAACCCCGGAGGGUCGGCACAAGGGUCCACCCAGCCCUCCGUGCCCGGCUCCCCCCGGGAUUCGGUACGAGGACUUCUUACGCCCAGGAACGCCUCCCGAGGGUCGGCACAAGGGUCCACCCUGCCCACAGUGCCAGGUGCCCCCCGAACAUCCGCGGAAGGAUCGGCUCCGCCCCCGGGCUCCCCUGACGGAGCAGUGCAAGGGGCUGCUCCGCCCUCAGUGCCGGGCUCUGCCCGAGUGUCGGUGGAAGAAUCGGCUCCGCCCCCGGACUCCCCCAGAGAGUCGGUAGAAGGGCCCGCCCCGCCCUUGGCCCGCUCCACUCCUAUACCUACGCCCCGGGAGAGUCUCAGCCAGAGCAUGGAGAGUGAGGAGAAGUCGAGUAUUGCGGGCCACAUGUUCGACGUCGUCGUGAUAGGAGGCGGCAUCUCAGGAUUGUCUGCUGCCAAACUCUUAGCUGAACAUGACGUUAACGUUUUGGUUUUAGAAGCACGGGACAGAGUUGGAGGGAGAACAUACACUGUGAGGAAUGAACAUGUCAAUUACGUAGAUGUUGGUGGGGCUUAUGUGGGACCAACCCAGAACAGAAUCUUACGUUUAUCCAAGGAGCUGGGUCUAGAAACUUACAAAGUGAACGUAAAUGAACGUCUUGUACAAUAUGUCAAGGGGAGAACUUAUCCAUUUCGGGGGGCCUUUCCACCGGUAUGGAAUCCCAUUGCCUAUUUGGAUUACAACAAUUUGUGGAGGACAAUGGAUAACAUGGGGAAGGAGAUUCCAGCGGAUGCACCGUGGGAGGCCCCACAUGCUGAGGAGUGGGACAAGAUGACCAUGAAAGAUCUCAUCGAUAAAAUCUGCUGGACAAAGACUGCUAGGCAGUUUGCAUCGCUCUUCGUGAACAUCAAUGUGACCUCUGAGCCCUAUGAGGUGUCUGCGCUGUGGUUCUUGUGGUACGUGAAGCAGUGCGGAGGCACCACUCGGAUAUUCUCAGUCACCAACGGGGGCCAGGAACGGAAAUUUGUGGGUGGAUCGGGUCAAGUGAGUGAACGGAUAAUGGAACGCCUCGGGAACAGAGUGAAGCUGAGGUGCCCUGUCACCUAUGUGGACCAGUCAGGUGACAACAUCAUCAUCGAGACGCUGAAUCAUGAAACUUACGAGUGUGGAUACGUAAUUAGUGCCAUCCCGCCAACUUUGACUGCCAAGAUCCACUUUAGACCUGAACUUCCAUCGGAGAGAAACCAAUUAAUCCAACGUCUCCCGAUGGGAGCCAUCAUUAAGUGCAUGAUGUAUUACAAGGAGGCCUUCUGGAAGAAGAAGGAUUACUGUGGUUGUAUGAUCAUUGAGGAUGAGGAAGCUCCAAUUUCAAUAACCCUGGAUGACACCAAACCAGAUGGAUCGCUGCCCGCUAUCAUGGGUUUCAUACUUGCCCGAAAAGCUGACCGACUCGCCAAGCUCCAUAAGGAAAUCAGGAAGAAGAAGAUCUGUGAGCUCUAUGCCAAAGUAUUAGGAUCCCAAGAAGCUUUACAACCGGUGCAUUAUGAAGAGAAGAACUGGUGCGAGGAACAGUACUCCGGGGGCUGCUACACUGCCUACUUCCCCCCUGGGAUCAUGACGCAUUAUGGCAGGGUCAUUCGCCAACCGGUUGGCAGGAUUUACUUUGCUGGCACAGAGACAGCUACACACUGGAGCGGUUACAUGGAAGGGGCAGUAGAAGCCGGUGAACGGGCGGCUAGAGAGGUCUUGAAUGCUUUGGGGAAGGUGGCCAAAAAAGACAUAAGAGUCCAGGAACCUGAAUCAAAGGAUGUUCCAGCUAUGGAGAUCACCCACACCUUCUGGGAGAGGAACCUCCCUUCCGUGGCAGGCCUACUGAAGAUCAUUGGCUUCUCCACAUCAGUCACCGCCCUGUGGAUUGUGGCUUACAAAUUCAGGCUGCUGACACGAUCUUGAGGUUUCGGCCUCACGCUUUCUGCUUACUCUUUUCCCAGCAUCAUCAAAAGCAAAAUGUUGGCAAAGGCCGUAUCAUUGGACCAUCUUUAAAUGCACUGGUUUUCACCCAUAAGUUUAGUCUCAGUUGGUGUCAACGUAAAACCACCCAAAGAAUCACCUCGUUAAUUUCAGUAAGAUCAAAGCUCCAUCACAUUCUUUGCCUUGUGUCAUCUAACUUGUGUUGGCUGGUAGAAUAAAACCUUGUGACCAGCUCCCUAAUUUCAAGAUAUGUGAUUGAAAUGCUGAUGAGAAACAAUUUCUGUGUCCUGUUUUGCUCUUUUAUAACUGAAACGCCGAAUAAUUGCAGAAAUGAAGCGGUUCACUUUCUCUUUGUAGAGGUUGAAUAGGAGGCGACCCAGCCCGAGACCGUCCUUUUCACUCCUUGGGAAACAGGGAAGCGUGGGCCCAGAGCCAAGAGGUGGGGCUGAGCCUGGGGAUGAGCAGCUCCCCCUUUGGAGGAGGCAGUGAAAAAGAAAUGAAAACAAUGGAGGUGUAGACCAUUGAGGGACAUCUUAUGGGUCAUCCUGGCCACUUCUUCCUGUGAAGUCUCUAGACUUCAGGCAACUUGAUGUGACUUGUGUGUAGCUCCCCAGGAAAGCAGAGCAGACUUGUGGUGGACUGUCCCCCAGAAGGCUUCCUGGUGAGCACUGCAGGAGACUGACUAUAGUAGGCAUUUUCUCUUCCUCUUGGAAGAUGGCUAGACAGCACGAUAACCUCCUCUGCCGAUUUAAAAAAAGUAUUUUUAUUUUUUCAGGUAGACCCUGACUGUCUGAAGGCCCCUAGUGGUGUAUUUUUUUUUUCUUUUUUCCUAAGACCACAGUAGAAUUAAGCAGAUCCGUUAACUUGAUUGACGGAGUUACCUUUGAGUAAAUAUUAACAUGCUGAUCUCUUUCAAACAGGAACUGAAAUACACAUGAUAAAUUCUGAUUGCUAUUUGUCGAGACUAUCAAAUAGAGAAAGGAAACUGGGGCUUUAUAUUAUAAUCUCACUGACUUUAGUUAUUAAGUUUAUAACAGACAUGAAAUUGAGUGGUUUUAAUAUGAAGACUGAGUUCUCUAUUUUAGGAGUAAUAUGCACCCAGAGCAGUGCCCACCUCUUUCUGGCCUUCACCAUUUAAAAAACUCAGAUUUCUUAAAGCCCCCUCCAGAGGUUUCAGCAUCUAGGGGGAAAAGUCAACACCAAUGUGAUCAAAGACAGUUGACAAGGCUCAGUGGACUUGGGUCCACAGGUGGAUACAGAGUUCACCUUAUCCCAUAUCAUUGAUGAAUGAGGCAUUUCAUUUUAGAAGAAGUUUCUAGAUAGCUGAAGUUUACUCUAUUGUGGACCAAAAAUUUUACAUAAAGAUGUUGCUGGGUAUACUUCCACAUAUUAUUCAAUAAGAUUCAUUCCAGUUUACCUUUUUUAAUUAAUCAGGUCAAUCCUUAUGUGUCUUGAUCAUUUUAUAAUUUUAUAAGAGAGUGAUAGAUACCAUUGUGUAUGCACCUCUACUGAAUGUCACAUGAUUGUUUUAUAGCUGGUGAAUCUACUGCUUCUUCUCUCAUACUGCUCUUCCCAUUUUCAGGAUUUUCAUACCCUUAUUAUCUCCUAAUACCUCUUAACCUAAUCUCCUAUCUUCUACUGAAUGAGAAUUAAAGAUUGCCAGGGAAAAUCAACCCAAGUUUCUUACAUAAUUAACCUUAUUAAUUCACAAGUCUCUGGACCCUGAUAAUGAGGACUUAAGGUUUCCAGUUUUGCCUAUCCUAAGAGCAAAGAGCAGGAUUUUUCCGCCACUCUUUGUAAUUGAAAAGUGUUUUGGCUAACUAGGAGUUUGGGUAAUAUCUUGGAUAUGCUCCAGUCCAUAAGGAGUUGGUGCCUAUUAUAUCAAACUGCUUGGAGAAAUCACAGCCCUGAUCUAUUUCAGUUGUUUCUGUUCACUUACUGAUUAACUUUGUUCUGACACACCUUUUGGGAAAUGCUGACUUCAGCUUCUUAAUUGGCAGCAGUUUUAACAGUAAGGAGGUUGUUAACAUUAUCUGUAUUUAAUGCUGAAGGACUCCUGAGUACGUAAUUUACCCUCCUUUCAAACUUUUUAGAAAACCAAUAAUUUACCCAAAUGAGAUCAGCCCCAUUAAACUGUUGAUUAAACUGUAGAUCGAGCUUAAAAAUGAAUGCUAUUCCAGGUGUGCUGAGAUGCGAAAUCAGAGCUGAGAACUCCCACCAUUUUAUUUGUCCACCACCAAGAUCCUAUAGGCCUUUCUUUCCACCCCAAGAAACUAGAGGCAGUUUAAGCAGCUGAUAGAGCCUGGCAUCUGCUUCAAAGUCCUGAAGGCUGCGUGGGCCUCACUCCACAGUAAGGUUGAGAAUUAAACUUAAAAAGGUAACCUUUUUGUGACAACUGUUAAAGAAGGUCUUGAACCGCACUGAAGAGAAAAUACCGAAGGAUCGUGAACUCUGUUUAGUUUGAUUGUGAACUUGGUGCCUAAUGUUCUGUCUGAAAUGUGCCCCAGUGCUACAUGUGGGAGUAUGCAUAUGUGUGUGUUUUGCUGUUGAAGUAAUGAUUUUGCCCGUAUGGUACUGUUUUGUUUGUUAAUAAAGUGCACUACCAUCCCUGAUGCA
Molecule: messenger RNA, 5359 nt
Organism: Neogale vison (American mink)
Lineage: Eukaryota; Metazoa; Chordata; Mammalia; Carnivora; Mustelidae
Product: amine oxidase [flavin-containing] A
Exons: 15
Coding region: 257-2725 (822 amino acids)
Molecular function (GO): oxidoreductase activity
Source: RefSeq, a predicted model, not a curated record